GGGCCGCGCCGCCCGCUCCCGCCGCUCCGGCAGCCGCCCCGUGGCGCGCCGGCCCGGGCCCCUCGCCCCCAGGCCCGACUCCCGCCUGCCCGGGACUCGCCCCGCCCGGCCACCCGGGAAGAUGCGGCUGCUCCCGGAAUGGCUUCUUUUGCUCUUUGGCCCGUGGCUCCUGAGGAAGGCGGUCACUGCCCAGAUACCAGAAUCCGGGAGGCCGCAGUACCUGGAGUUGCGCCCCGCCGCGGCCGGAGGGGGCGCCCCUGGGCAACAGCUCCCGGCACCGCCGAGGUCUUCCGAGGGCUUGGGCACCGCCCGCGCCUGGAGCUGGGCCUGGCCCGCUAACCACACUGGAGCACUAGCCCGGGAGGGAGCGGCGGGGGCGCCCGCGCAGCGCACCAAGAGAAAGCCGUCUAUCAAAGCGGCCCGCGCCAAAAAGAUCUUCGGCUGGGGGGACUUCUAUUUCCGGGUGCACACCCUCAAGUUCUCUCUACUGGUGACCGGUAAGAUUGUGGACCACGUGAACGGGACCUUCAGCGUGUACUUCCGCCAUAACUCAUCCAGCCUGGGCAACCUCAGCGUCAGUAUCGUGCCGCCCUCCAAGCGCGUCGAGUUCGAGGGCGUCUGGCUGCCGGGGCCCGCCCCCCACCCGCUGCAGUCUACGCUGGCCUUGGAGGGGGUGCUCCCUGGGCUGGGGCCCCCGCUGGGGAUUGCGGCCGCGGGGCCAGGGCUAGGAGGCACUCUCGGGGGCGCGCUGGCGGGUCCGCUCGGGGGCGCGCUGGGAGUGCCCGGGGCCAAAGAGUCACGCGCUUUCAAUUGCCACGUGGAGUAUGAGAAGACGAACCGCGCGCGCAAGCACCGGCCGUGCCUGUACGACCCAUCGCAGGUGUGCUUCACUGAGCACACGCAGAGCCAGGCCGCCUGGCUCUGUGCCAAGCCCUUCAAAGUCAUCUGCAUUUUCGUCUCCUUUCUCAGCUUUGACUACAAACUGGUGCAGAAGGUGUGCCCAGACUAUAACUUCCAGAGCGAGCACCCCUACUUUGGAUAGCGCGACCCGCCCUCGCCCGGGCCCUGAGCUUCCCGCCAAAUCCCCAGCUCCCUAAGUGGGACCCCUCCCUGUGCCCACAUCCACAACUUCCAGCCUGGGCGUGGAGAGAAACAGCCCUCCCAGGGACCAUCGGCUGGCGAGCGCCCCCUUUUCUCUGUGGGGGUGCCCACAAGGCUGAAGGUAGCUCCCUUGGCUACAGAACAACCCAAAGUGAAGGGGAAAGAGCGAAGCUCCAGAAUAGGUGGGGCUUGGAGGCGGUCCCAGCGUCCCCUGCGUCCACACUGAGUCCGCUUUACGCCGCUGGCGCUGGGCUGGAUUCUCCCUUUGCCCACAGCUUUAAUAACGCCUGGCCUGGCACCCUCAUCCCACCGUGACUUCCUUACCCCCUGGCGCUUGUCCCCCACCCUGUGCCCAUGUAAAGACCAUAAGGUCUUGUAAACCGCAGCCUAUCCCGUUAUCCUUCUGCCUGCCGAAUGCCAGUCCCUCCCGUUCCCCGAAACCCCAAUAAUUAGGGUAGCAGAAGCAGAACUCCUGGGCGAAGGCGAUUGACUCGGGCCCCUGCCCUCUGCCCGCCUCCCUCCUGUCCCUGCCGUCUUGCUCCACCUUUCCGGCUGCUUCCUCUCAGUGAUUUUAUUUAUUUAUUUAACGCCAAAACAGACGGGAAAGGGAACAAAAUAAAGUGAAAUCCAAUAC
Messenger RNA from Camelus dromedarius (Arabian camel), 1735 nucleotides. RefSeq names its product neurexophilin 4 (gene NXPH4). The record is from RefSeq and is a predicted model, not a curated record. Gene Ontology annotation, molecular function: signaling receptor binding. Bases 122 to 1042 code for a protein of 306 amino acids. The transcript is spliced from 2 exons. Lineage: Eukaryota; Metazoa; Chordata; Mammalia; Artiodactyla; Camelidae.